Messenger RNA from Gorilla gorilla gorilla (western lowland gorilla), 990 nucleotides. Its product is annotated as olfactory receptor 11H6. Gene Ontology annotation, cellular component: membrane. NCBI's taxonomy places the organism in Eukaryota, Metazoa, Chordata, Mammalia, Primates, Hominidae. Gene Ontology annotation, molecular function: olfactory receptor activity; G protein-coupled receptor activity. The record is from RefSeq and is a predicted model, not a curated record. Gene Ontology annotation, biological process: G protein-coupled receptor signaling pathway.
AUGUUCUUUAUUAUUCAUUCUUUGCUUACUUCUGUUUUUCUAACAGCUUUGGGACCCCAGAACAGAACAAUGCAUUUUGUGACUGAGUUUGUCCUCCUGGGUUUCCAUGGUCAAAGGGAGAAGCAGAGCUGCUUCUUCUCAUUCAUCCUUGUUCUCUAUCUCCUGACACUGCUAGGGAAUGGAGCUAUUGUCUGUGCAGUGAAAUUGGACAGGCAGCUCCACACACCCAUGUACAUCCUUCUGGGAAACUUUGCCUUUCUAGAGAUCUGGUACAUUUCCUCCACUGUCCCAAACAUGCUAGUCAAUAUCCUCUCUGAGACUAAAACCAUCUCCUUCUCUGGUUGCUUCCUGCAAUUCUAUUUCUUUUUUUCACUGGGUACAACAGAGUGUUUCUUUUUAUCAGUUAUGGCUUAUGAUCGGUACCUGGCCAUCUGUCAUCCAUUACACUACCCCUCCAUCAUGACUGGGAAGUUCUGUCUAAUUCUGGUCUGUGUAUGCUGGGUAGGCGGAUUUCUCUGCUAUCCAGUCCCUAUUGUUCUUAUCUCCCAACUUCCCUUCUGUGGGCCCAACAUCAUUGACCACUUUGUGUGUGACCCAGGCCCAUUGUUUGCACUGGCCUGCAUCUCUGCUCCUUCCACUGAGCUUAUCUGUUCCUUCAACUCGAUGAUUAUCUUUGGGCCCUUCCUCUCCAUCUUGGGAUCUUACACUCUGGUCAUCAGAGCUGUGCUUUGUAUUCCCUCUGGUGCUGGUCGAACUAAAGCUUUCUCCACAUGUGGGUCCCACCUAAUGGUGGUGUCUCUAUUCUAUGGAACCCUUAUGGUGAUGUACGUGAGCCCAACAUCAGGGAACCCAGCAGGAAUGCAGAAGAUCAUCACUCUGGUAUACACAGCAAUGACUCCAUUCUUAAAUCCCCUUAUCUAUAGUCUUCGAAACAAAGACAUGAAAGAUGCUCUAAAGAGAGUCCUGGGGUUAACAGUUAGCCAAAACUGA